UGGUCGCAAUCAGCUACAGUGACCCUCGCCCAGCGCCUUUAUCUUCGGUGCGCGCGCCAGGGUUUCUCGCACUGCCGUCUCGACUAGCAGCGGCCUCCAGAUCCAGAUCCACGACAAUCUCGGCGCUGCUCGCGAGAUCCUGUGCCAUGGCGUCUCACAUUGCUGGCUACCCUCGCAUGGGCCCGAAGAGAGAGCUCAAGUUCGCUCUCGAGUCGUUCUGGGAUGGGAAGUCGAGCGCUGCGGAUUUGGAGAAGACUGCCAAGGAUCUGCGCGCCUCGAUCUGGAAGCAGAUGUCCGAUGCCGGGGUUUCAUUCAUCCCCAGCAAUACAUUCUCCUACUAUGAUCAGGUCCUCGAUACCACGGCCAUGGUGGGAGCUGUUCCUCCCAGAUAUGGCUGGACUGGUGGAGAUGUGGCCUUCGACACCUAUUUCUCCAUGGCGAGAGGGAAUGCCAAGCAACCGGCUAUGGAGAUGACGAAAUGGUUCGACACUAACUACCACUACAUCGUCCCUGAGCUCGGUCCCGAGGUUAAGUUCACGCUAUCCUCGCGCAAGGUUUUGGAGGAAUACACUGAAGCGAAAGAGCUCGGCAUUGAGACUGUUCCAGUUCUGGUCGGACCAUUCACUUACCUGUCGCUGGCAAAGCCUGCUAAAGGAGUUGCCAAGGACUUCGAUCUUCUUGGGCUUUUGGAGGAUCUCUUACCCGUCUACAAGGAAGUGAUUGGCGAGCUGAAAAGUGCCGGUGCCAAAUGGAUUCAGUUCGACGAACCAGCUCUUGUUCUGGAUUUGGAGUCCCACAAGUAUGAUGUCUUUAAGAAGGCGUACUCCGACCUGGCACCGAGCUUUGGCGAUCUUAAGCUUUUGGUGGUGACAUACUUUGCGGAUCUUCCAGCUCCGGCCUACGAGCUGCUCACUGGACUUGAAUGUGUGGAUGGUGUGGGACUUGACUUGGUUCGCGGCACCAAGACUGUUGAAUUGAUCAAGGUAGCAGGGUUUCCUUCCUCGAAGAAGCUGUUCGCCGGUGUCGUUGAUGGUCGUAACAUUUGGGCCAAUGACCUCGCUUCAUCGCUCACGUUGCUCGGGGAACUGGAGAGCAAGCUGGGGAAAGGAAACGUUGUGGUAUCGACGUCGUCUUCACUUCUCCACACAGCAGUUGAUCUCAAGAACGAGACUAAACUCGACGCUGAGCUCAAGUCUUGGCUAGCAUUUGCUGCUCAGAAGAUCGUCGAAGUCGUUAGUCUUGCUGGGGCUCUCGGUGGAAAGAAGGAUGAGGAGUUCUUUGCGGCCAAUGCAUCUGCUCAGGCCUCUAGGAAGACGUCUCCUAGAGUCCACAACGACGAAGUGAAGAAGGCGGCUGCUGCCCUUCAAGGAUCGGAGCACAGGCGUGCAACUCCUGUGGCAGAUCGUCUUGAUGAACAACAAAAGCACUUAAAGCUUCCUAUUCUGCCAACAACUACAAUUGGAUCUUUCCCUCAGACAGCUGACCUGCGCCGAGUGCGACGUGAUGUGAAGAGCAAGAAGAUAAGCGAGGAAGAGUACGUGAAGGCCAUCAAAUCUGAAAUUGCCAGCGUUGUGAAGCUCCAGGAGGAGCUUGAUAUUGACGUCCUCGUCCACGGAGAACCCGAGAGAAACGACAUGGUUGAGUACUUCGGUGAGCAGCUGCAAGGUUUUGCUUUCACCGUCAACGGAUGGGUACAGUCCUACGGAUCCCGGUGUGUAAAGCCACCCAUCAUCUACGGAGAUGUGAGCAGGCCCAAGGCAAUGACUGUCGAGUGGUCUUCCUACUCGCAGAGCCUCACUAAGAGGCCCAUGAAGGGAAUGCUCACGGGACCCGUGACAAUUUUGAACUGGUCCUUCGUCAGAAAUGACCAGCCGAGAGAGAAAACCACGUACCAGAUUGCCUUGUCCAUCAAAGAGGAGGUCGAAGACCUUGAGAAAGCUGGCAUCCAUGUGAUUCAAAUCGACGAAGCUGCUCUACGAGAGGGUCUUCCUCUCCGCAAGUCCGAGCAGGCCGCCUACUUGAACUGGGCCGUCCAUGGUUUCCGCAUCACGUCGUGCGGAGUGAAAGACACAACUCAGAUCCACACCCAUAUGUGCUACUCCCACUUCAACGACAUCAUCACAGCCAUCAUCGACAUGGACGCCGAUGUGAUCACGAUCGAAAACUCUCGCUCGGAUGAGAAGCUACUGUCCGUGUUCCGGGAGGGAGUCACGUAUGGAGCCGGCAUUGGACCCGGCGUGUACGACAUCCACUCUCCGCGAAUUCCAGACACCGAGGAGAUGGCCGAGCGCAUUCGCAAGAUGCUUGCCGUCCUGGAAUCCAAAGUUUUGUGGGUGAACCCCGACUGUGGUCUCAAGACGCGAAAGUAUGGCGAGGUUCUCCCGGCGCUUACUAACAUGGUCAAAGCCGCCAAGAUCCUUCGCGCGGAGCUAGCCAGCACUCACUGAUCGAUCCCCUCACCUGGAAAGCGAGAAUUUUUUCCUAUGGCAAAAUAAUUUCUAAAGUGAAAUGCUAUUUUGGCGAGUUUUAUCUUAAUUGUUUAAGCAAGAAAAUGCGAAUUGGUAAAGUGUAAGAAAAUGCGCAUAAAUUGAAUUAAGAAAGGGGUA
Messenger RNA from Selaginella moellendorffii, 2606 nucleotides. Its product is annotated as 5-methyltetrahydropteroyltriglutamate--homocysteine methyltransferase 2. Lineage: Eukaryota; Viridiplantae; Streptophyta; Lycopodiopsida; Selaginellales; Selaginellaceae. The record is from RefSeq and is a predicted model, not a curated record. The transcript is spliced from 14 exons. Gene Ontology annotation, molecular function: 5-methyltetrahydropteroyltriglutamate-homocysteine S-methyltransferase activity; zinc ion binding. The coding region runs from base 147 to 2447 and encodes 766 amino acids.